Molecule: messenger RNA, 2085 nt
Organism: Fusarium pseudograminearum CS3096
Lineage: Eukaryota; Fungi; Ascomycota; Sordariomycetes; Hypocreales; Nectriaceae
Exons: 4
Coding region: 1-2085 (694 amino acids)
Biological process (GO): cellular response to nitrogen starvation; piecemeal microautophagy of the nucleus; protein modification by small protein conjugation
Cellular component (GO): cytoplasm; phagophore assembly site
Molecular function (GO): Atg12 activating enzyme activity; Atg8 activating enzyme activity
Source: RefSeq, a predicted model, not a curated record
AUGGCGAAGCCUUUACAGUUUGCUCCGUUCAUUUCGGAGAUCGAGUUGCCUUUUUAUUCCGCACUUUUCGCUUCAAAGCUUGACCACGAUAAGCUUGACGACUCAGCCCGAAGCGUUCUUGGACUCUAUGAACCGCGUUCCGAAGAGCCCGAGUCCAGCUGUCGGUUGCAAAUACUAGGAAAUGCUCUCACGAGCGGCAAAACUAAUGAGCCCAGUUCACCCCUUGCCAUAAUGCGAGCCGAGGGCAUCAUUAGAAAUGUGAACACUCUUGAGGAUUUCAAAAACACAGAUAAGCCCGCCAUGCUGAGGACCGCUGGACGACAGGUAUGGGAUGCGAUCAAAGAUGGUAGUAUCUACUCUGUUCCGUCCCUCCUGUCCUCCUUUAUUAUACUCUCAUAUGCCGAUCUCAAGAAGUACAAGUUCACGUACUGGUUUGCUUUCCCAGCCCUGCAUUCCGAUCCUGUAUGGAAACGGUCAGGUCCAGUCGAACGCUUAACCUCACAGGAAACCACAGCUCUCGUUGACAGAGUUGGGACUUGGAGAUACAGCGUUGACGCUCGAGAGCGUGGCUUUUUCCUGGCGAAGAAGGUCCCCGGAAGACGGGAGACUGACGAUCCCGAUAUACCCCAGGAGCUACCUUUCCAUUGGGAAAUUGGCUCGCUGCGCGACUUCGAGACUGGCUUCUUUGACCAGGUGCCCGAGGAAGACCGCUAUGUGGCAUUCACUGACCCUUCGACAUACCCAGAGGCGCCUGGGUGGCCUUUGCGAAACUUCUUGAUCCUCAUCCGACACCGCUUCCGCCUGACCAAGACCAAAGUUAUUUGCUAUCGCGACACUUGGGCAAAGAGACACGAGGCUAAGAGCGUGAUUCUCCCAAUCGAGAUGGAUCCCGUCGAGAAUUUAGACAUUACUGAAAUGCCCAAAGUUACUGGCUGGGCUCGGUCAAGCAACGGCAAGCUCCAGGCGCAACAAGUGAACCUGGGCGAGUACAUGGACCCAGCACGACUCGCCGAUAGUUCAGUUGAUCUGAAUUUGAAGCUCAUGAAAUGGAGGAUCGCCCCUAACCUGAAUCUGGAAACCAUCAAGAAUACAAAGUGUCUGCUUUUGGGUGCUGGCACUCUUGGAAGUUAUGUAUCCAGAAAUCUGAUGGGCUGGGGCGUUCGAAAGAUCACGUUUGUGGAUUAUGGCCGAGUGUCGUUCUCCAAUCCUGUACGCCAACCGCUGUUUAACUUCCACGAUUGCCUUGAAGGAGGAAAACCCAAAGCGCUCCGAGCGGCUGAGGCGUUGAAAGAAAUCUAUCCUGGUGUCGACAGCGAGGGACACGCGCUAUCCGUUCCCAUGCUUGGACACCCCUUCACAGACGAAACCAAGACAAAAGAAGACUACCAGAAGCUAGAGAAGCUUAUUAACGAGCACGACGCCAUAUUCCUACUUAUGGAUUCUAGAGAAUCACGAUGGCUGCCAACUGUUAUGGGCAAAGCCGCAGGCAAGAUUGUUAUGAAUGCUGCGUUGGGAUUCGAUUCAUACGUUGUUAUGCGACAUGGUACUGAGACUAGUCCUGAAGGGCAGACACCCUUGGGUUGUUACUUCUGCAAUGAUGUUGUUGCUCCAGCAGAUUCACAAAAGGAUCAGACUCUCGAUCAGCAAUGUACCGUUACCCGUCCUGGAGUCGCACCAAUUGCCUCUGCACUUCUGGUGGAACUUUUGACAAGCUUGUUGCAACACCCCCUUGGUAAAGACGCGCCUGCUCCACAGCCAAUUUCAGGAGUGAUUCCAGAAAGGGAUCCUCCCGAUCAUGCAUUAGGACUGGUUCCUCACCAGAUCCGAGGCUAUACUUCGACGUUCCAGCAAAUUGUCAUUCGUGGUCAGUCUUACGACUGCUGUAGUGCAUGCAGUCCUAAGAUCCUCAAUGCAUAUCGUCAUGACGGCUGGGGAUUUGUGAAGAGGGCAUUACAAGAAAAGGAAUAUGUGGCAGAGCUCUCGGGAUUGGCAGAAGUCCAGCGAAGAGCAGAGGAAAUGGCAGCUCAUGUUGAUUGGGAAGAGGAUGAUGACCUUGUUGACGAUGGUGAAGGAGAACUCAUUUAG